CCUCUGCAGACCUCAUUCAAACCAACACACCCAGACUGCGGGAUGCGAACCCACAACGCAACUCGUCCCGACUAUCACCAGUGAACCCGGACUGAACCCGGACUGAACCCGACGGAUCGGUGAUAGAAGCUCCUCUCGUGCAGAGCACUCGACCCGCGGCUCACGCGCACACUCACUCUGAUUAGCACCCGGCUAACGGCCUACGGCUAGCGGCUAGCAUGGCGAGCGCCUCGUACCACAUCUCCAACCUCCUGGAGAAGAUGACGUCCAGUGACAAGGACUUCAGGUUCAUGGCCACUAACGACCUGAUGACGGAGCUUCAGAAGGAUUCCAUAAAGCUGGACGAUGACAGUGAGAGGAAGGUGGUGAAGAUGAUUCUCAAGCUGUUGGAGGAUAAAAAUGGAGAAGUUCAAAACCUCGCUGUCAAAUGCCUCGGGCCUCUGGUCAGCAAGGUGAAGGAGUACCAGGUGGAGACUAUCGUGGACACACUCUGCACCAACAUGCUGUCGGACAAGGAGCAGCUCCGAGACAUCUCCUCCAUCGGCCUCAAGACCGUCAUAGGAGAGCUGCCCCCUGCCUCUAGUGGCUCUGCGCUAGCUGCCAGCGUGUGUAAGAAGAUCACUGGGAGGCUAACCAGCGCGAUCGCUAAGCAGGAGGACGUCUCUGUACAACUGGAGGCUCUGGACAUCAUGGCCGACAUGCUCUGCAGACAGGGCGGUCUCCUGGUGAACUUCCAUCCCUCCAUCCUCAGCUGUCUUCUGCCUCAGCUCACCUCACCCAGACUGGCCGUCCGCAAGCGGACCAUCAUGGCGCUGGGCCACCUGGUGAUGUCCUGUUGUAACCUGGUGUUCAUCGACCUGAUUGAACACCUGCUGGCGGAGCUUGGGAGGAACGACAACAUGUCCACCACCAGGACCUACAUCCAGUGCACUGCUGCCAUCAGCCGGCAGGCCGGCCACCGCAUAGGUGAGUACCUGGAGAAGAUCAUCCCUCUGGUGGUGAAGUUCUGCAACGUGGACGACGACGAGCUCAGAGAGUACUGCAUCCAGGCCUUCGAGUCGUUCAUCAGGAGGUGUCCUAAGGAGGUGUACCCCCAUGUUUCCACGGUGAUAUCCCUGUGUCUGCGCUAUCUGACCUACGACCCCAACUAUAACUAUGACGACGAGGAUGAGGACGACAACGCCAUGGACGCAGAGCAGAACGAUGAAGAUUAUCAAGGAAGUGAUGAUGAGUACAGCGACGACGACGACAUGAGCUGGAAGGUGCGGCGGGCGUCUGCCAAGUGUCUGGACGCCGUGGUGGCGAGCCGGCACGAGAUGCUGCCUGAGUUCUACCGCUCGGUGUCGCCCGCACUGGUGGCCCGCUUCAAGGAGAGGGAGGAGAACGUGAAGGCAGAUGUGUUCCAUGCCUUCCUGUCUCUGCUGAAACAAACGCGGCCGGCCCAGGCCUGGCUAAACGAUCCUGAUGCCAUGGAGCAGGGAGAGACCCCCCUGACCAUGCUUCAGAACCAGGUCCCUAUGAUAGUGAAAGCACUCCACCGCCAGCUGAAGGAGAAGAGUGUGAAGACCAGACAGUGUUGUUUCAACAUGCUGACGGAGCUGGUGACGGUGCUGCCUGGAGCCCUGACCACACAUAUACCGGUCCUCAUACCAGGCAUCAUCUUCUCUCUGAACGAUAAGUCGAGCAGCUCCAACCUGAAGAUCGACGCUCUGGCCUGUCUCUACGUGGUGCUCUGUAACCACCCAGCCACCGCCUUCCACCCCCACGUCUCAGCCCUGGUGCCACCCCUGGUGGCCUGCGUGGGAGACCCCUUCUACAAGAUCACCUCAGAGGCCCUGCUGGUCACGCAGCAGUUGGUCAAGGUCAUCAGACCUCUGGACGGCGCAUUGGGGAGCUCGGAUAGUUUUGACCCCUCCCCCUACAUCGAUGAUGUUUUUAAUUGUACAAUCAAACGCCUCAAAGCUGCGGACAUCGACCAGGAAGUUAAAGAACGUGCCAUUUCCUGUAUGGGACAGAUCAUCUGUAAUUUAGGCGACCAUCUGCCCAAUGAGCUGCCUGGAACCCUGCUCAUCUUCCUGGAGCGUCUGAAGAACGAGAUCACCCGGCUCACCACGGUGAAGGCCCUGACGCUGAUCGCGGGCUCCAGGCUGAGCAUCGACCUGCGGCCCGUGUUGCCCGACGCCGUCCCCAUCCUCGCCUCCUUCCUCCGCAAGAACCAGCGGGCGUUGAAGCUCUGCACCCUGGCGGCCCUCGACAUCCUGCUGAGGAACUACAGCUCUGCGGUGACCCCGGCCAUGGUGGACGCGGUGCUGGCCGAGCUCCCGCCUCUGAUCUCGGAGAGCGACAUGCACGUGAGCCAGAUGGCGCUGAGCUUCCUGUCCACGCUGGCCCACACUCACCCCUCGGCGCUGGGCCAGCUCAGCGGCGGGGCCAUCCUCAGCCAGCUCAUCGUCCUGGUCCGCUCGCCACUGCUGCAGGGGGGGGCUCUGGCCGCCAUGCUGGACUUCUACAAGGCCCUGGUCACCACGGAGACGGCGGGGCUGGGCUACAUGGACGUGCUGCGGAUGCUGACGGGGCCCGUCUACGCCCAGAGCUCCGCCCUCGGCCACAAGCAGGCCUACUGCUCCAUCGCCAAGUGUGUGGCGGCGUUGACCACGGCCUGCCCCCGCGAGGGCCCCGCCGUGGUGGGCCAGUUCAUACAGGAUGUGAAGAACAGCCGCUCCACCGACUCCAUCCGGCUGCUCGCUCUGCUCUCAUUGGGCGAGGUGGGGCACCAUGUGGACCUGAGCAGCCAACCAGAGCUCAAGACGGUCAUCCUCGACGCCUUCUCCUCCACCAGUGAAGAGGUGAAGUCUGCUGCCUCUUAUGCGUUGGGGAGCAUCGCUGUGGGGAAUCUUCCAGAAUAUCUUCCCUUCGUCCUGCAGGAGAUCUCCUCCCAACCCAAACGGCAAUACCUGCUGCUGCACUCACUGAAGGAGAUCAUAGGUUCGUCCACGGUGGCGGGGCUGAAGCCCUACGUGGAGUCGGUGUGGACUCUGCUGCUGAAGCACUGCGAGUGCCAGGAGGAGGGAACCCGCAACGUGGUGGCAGAGUGCCUCGGCAAGCUGACCCUCAUCGACCCCGAGACCCUGCUGCCAAGGCUCAAGGGAUACCUGCUGUCAGGCUCCUCCUAUGCCAGAAGCUCUGUAGUAACAGCGGUUAAGUUCACCAUCUCUGACCAGCCACAGCCGAUAGAUCCCCUGCUGAAGAACUCUAUAGGUGACUUCCUGAAGACCCUUGAGGACCCCGACCUGAAUGUGCGUCGCGUUGCCUUGGUAACCUUCAACUCUGCAGCCCAUAAUAAGCCCAGUCUGAUCCGAGAGCUGCUGGACACCAUCCUGCCCCACCUCUACAACGAGACCCGCGUCCGCAAGGAGCUCAUCAGAGAGGUGGAGAUGGGCCCGUUCAAACACACAGUGGACGACGGGCUGGACCUGAGGAAGGCUGCGUUCGAGUGCAUGUACACACUGCUGGACAGCUGCCUGGACCGCAUCGAUAUCUUCACCUUCCUCAACCACGUGGAGGACGGGCUGAAGGACCACUACGACAUCAAGAUGCUGACCUUCCUGAUGCUGGCCAGACUCUCCUGUCUGUGUUCCAGCGCCGUCCUGCAGCGCCUCGACCGGCUGGUGGAGCCGCUCAGAGCCACCUGCACCACCAAGGUUAAGGCCAACUCGGUGAAGCAGGAGUUUGAGAAGCAGGAUGAGCUGAAGCGGUCGGCCAUGCGGGCGGUGGUGGCGCUGCUGGGCAUCCCGGAGGCGGAGAAGUCGCCCCUCAUGGCCGAGUUCCAGUCCCAGAUCGCCUCCAAUCAGGAGCUGGCCGCCAUCUUUGACUCCAUACAGCGAGACUCCACCUCCGCCAACAUGGAGUCCAUGGACACUAGUUAAGGAGACUGCAACUCCCAUCAUGCACCACACACACACUGACACACACACACUGACACACACACUCACACUCACACACACCCACACACACCCACACACACACAUAGACACUCACAGACACUCAGACACACACAGACAUAGACACCAUCUGUUGUUCUUACUCUCCUUGCGCCGGUUUCCCAUGAUGCACUGCAGCAGGAGGAGUUCUGCAUGGACAAACAGGAACAGGAAAUCAAAGCGUGGAAGCUCCUCCCAUUUUCUUUCAGGAUGCCGGCUGAUUGGCUGAUGUUCCUUGUUUAUUUUGGGGUUUGUUGUUUUUUUCUAAUUCCAGAAGUACUGCAGGUGCCUCAACCUGAUUGGCCACUGUGGAGUGACUGACAGUUGGCAUGCGAUCAAACUCACCAUUGGUUAUGGCUUGCCUGCGACCUGGCAGCCAAUGGGAGAAGGGCUUGCUCAGUUCAACAGGCUGGCGUCCAAUAGAAAGCUUGGAUGAUGGGGGGGCAAGCGAGAGCUGCUUCUAGCGGACUGGAAGAGACUGUUGGUUCACCUCCCAUCACUGUCAAGACCAGAGCAAACGAUAGCAAAGAACACUCCACACACAAGACCAGAGAAAGACCAGACCGUAGACAGACCGGAGACAGACCGUAGACGGACCCAAGACGGACCAGCAUAAGAAUAGACCACACACGCACGCAUACACACUGAGACACACGCACAGAGACAGAAUGCAAAACCCCCCACACACACCUGUAGACAAGAGAUGGACUAGACUGUGGACAGACCGACGGACUAGACUGUGGACAGACAGACUUAACUAUGUACAGACAGACCUGACCAUGUGCUCUGACUCUAUGCUGUGGUUAGCAGGAGUUAACUGUGUUGGCUACGGCUAGUGGUGGUUAUCUGUUGGCUACGGUUAGCUGAAGCAAGCGUCGGUUAGCCGUGUGAGCUACGGUUAGCCGUGGUUAGCCGUGUUAGCUCUGCUGUGAUCAGGAGUGUUCUUGUUUAUCUCAAGUCAAUAAAGAGGUCCAUUUCUGCCUGAUUGAUGUCCUCUGUGUUUCUGUUCUCAUGGCUUCUGAACACUCGAAUAAAUCAAUUCACUUCUUACUAGCUAGUAAAUUCACUAGUAGUUAGCUAGUCAAUUCACUCCUAGUGGCUUGUCAAUUCACUAUUAGGUAGCUAAAUCGAUUCACCGC
This is a messenger RNA of Gadus chalcogrammus (walleye pollock), 5119 nucleotides long. RefSeq names its product cullin-associated and neddylation-dissociated 1 (gene cand1). Gene Ontology annotation, biological process: protein ubiquitination; SCF complex assembly. Gene Ontology annotation, cellular component: nucleus. Bases 219 to 3926 code for a protein of 1235 amino acids. The transcript is spliced from 26 exons. The record is from RefSeq and is a predicted model, not a curated record. Lineage: Eukaryota; Metazoa; Chordata; Actinopteri; Gadiformes; Gadidae.